AUGUGGCUGCUCAAUGUCAAUACGCGACAACUUGAGAGCUUCGUGGACGAGUCACAGGUCCCUUACGCCAUCGCAUCGCACACAUGGGACGAUGCAGAGCUCUCAUUCCAAGACAUUCAGGCUCCAAACGCGGAAGAUCUGCCAGGAUACGCCAAAGUGGAUGGCUUCUGCGCUCGUGCUCGGGAAGAUGGUAUCGAGCAUAUCUGGAUCGACACGUGCUGUAUCAACAAGGAAAGCUCGGCAGAACUUUCUGAGGCCAUCAACUCGAUGUAUAGGUGGUACUAUCAGGCUGACUUAUGUUAUGUCCAUCUCGCCGAUGCAUCUGCGUCUGAGAUUCGGCAGGUCUGUCGCCAGUCCGGAGAGUGCAGUGCAUGCUUGGAGACCUAUAUUGGUACUCCCAUUGGUCACACACACACGGGUCCCGCCAGCUACGAGGGCGAGCUGCAGACUAUAAUACGGAACGCCUUGAAGCCGUGUCGUUGGUUCACCCGUGGCUGGACGCUCCAAGAGAUGAUAGCGCCUGUAUUGAUCAAGUUUUAUGACCACGAGUGGAACGGAAUCGGUAGCAAAGAGACACUCCUUGCAACGCUGUCCCAUAUCAGUGGUGUGGAUGCAGCCGUGCUUGGUGACCGAGACAAGCUACAGAAUGUGUCGGUCGCGCAAAGACUUUCAUGGGCCUCUCGGCGCAAGACACAGCGAGUGGAAGAUGAAGCGUACUCACUACUCGGUCUCCUGGAUAUCAACAUGCCCAUGUUGUACGGGGAAGGAAACAGAGCUUUCCAACGCUUCCAGCAGGAAUUCAUGAAGUCCUCCGUCGAUCAAUCAAUCUUCGCUUGGGAUCCGUGGCUGAUGCCUACUCACAAACAGUUACUACUGUCGCCCAGUCCCUACGGCUUUCGUAACUCAGGUCACAUCACACUCUAUCCGGACCGCAUAGCCGACACACCUUUCGACAUGUCAAACAUGGGAUUACGCAUUCAAUUACCGUGCUACACUGUGGGUCAGCAUGCGAUCGUAGCACUGAACUGCCGAGCGACCCGAGACUCCCAGAAGCCUGUGACCCUUCGUCUUCUACUGGUAGGUGGGCGUUCUCCCGUUACUGAUCACACAAAUGGGCAGAUCACAUAUGAGAUCAACAGGCAGUUGUCGUUCAACCACGAAUCGUCGUGCAACAAGACUGUUGACUGGCCAAAGCAGCCCCUUGUUCAGCUCAUGAUCGUGUCCGAAGUUUUCACCUUGAAGGAUAUCGUCGAAACUAAAAAAUACGAAAGCACGAUAAGGUGGAUCACGACAUUCAAUUCUGAUGUUCCACGAGGAUACUACUAUCGUAGCCACAGCCACCUUGACGGCGGUCUAGACUGGUUCUUCCGGGACGAGGCUUACUCCAGCUGGUCGCUUGGCAUCGCGCCCUUCUUGUGGGUACAUGGCCAGCAUGGCACUGGCAAGAGUAUGCUUGCCUCUUACGUGUAUCGACGCCUCUUUGAGGUACUCUCUCGUGAGCCAGACGCCCGACACAUGGUUGCAGCGGCAGCCUUCUGUGGCUUUGGUCAAUUUCCGCCGGAGACAGCACGAGAUGUACUUGAGUGCCUUCUCAGAGAAACGAUCCAGUCUAGAGGCAACGUCAGCGCUCGCAUGGAAGAUCUCAAGCUCGAGCACACGAAGGACAAGAUAUCCACCAGGCCAAGCAUGUCGGAGAUUGUCAAAGUGCUAAAGGAAGAACUUCUGGACUUUUCAGAGAGUUUCAUAAUUGUGGACCGUAUCGACAAGCUUCGCCCCGAAGCAGAGAUCAGGACGCUGUUAGAGGCGCUGAAGACAUUCAAGGGCAAGACGAAGGUCAUGAUCACCUCACGAACCAGAUCUGACUUUCAGGCCUAUCUCAAUGACGCCCGCCCCGAUAGUCGAUCUCAUAGUCCGUUUCCAGCAGGCAGCACAGAUAUCGAUAUCACGGAACAGUCUCGGCUGCUAGGCGGACAAAGUUCAGCGCGCAAUGGCUAUUUUCCACGCAGCACAUGCACCGAGGCAGCGGAGUCCUCGGAGCAGCAUGUAGAUUCGAACGGCGAUACGUACAAUCAGCACAUUUGUAAGAGACUCACAAUGACCAAAGACGACAGCCAAAAUCUAAAGCUGCUGCUUGGAGGUCUUCAAGACAAGAUAUCUGACAUGUUAAUGAUCGAACUCACAGACAUCACGCCGGAGCGACCUUUGGAGGAUUAUGGAUUGGACUCGCUCGUAAUCGUGGACUUCCGCGAAUGGAUUCGAGAAGAGACACAGGUGUCGCUAAAGACACAGGUGUCGCUAAAGACACAGGUGUCGCUAACUUUGCCUGAUAUCCUGGGACGUUCCAAUCUAAGUGCUUUGGCGCAGGAGAUUCUGCACCGGAGGAAGCAGGAAAGACCGCUUGCAAAUUUAGCUUGA
Messenger RNA from Fulvia fulva, 2415 nucleotides. RefSeq names its product Vegetative incompatibility protein HET-E-1. Lineage: Eukaryota; Fungi; Ascomycota; Dothideomycetes; Mycosphaerellales; Mycosphaerellaceae. The record is from RefSeq and is a predicted model, not a curated record. The transcript has a single exon. Bases 1 to 2415 code for a protein of 804 amino acids. Gene Ontology annotation, molecular function: phosphopantetheine binding.